CGUUUCAUCUUUAUUAAAUAUAUAUAUCAUUGAUUUUAUUAAUCGCAAAUACUUUAAUUUUAACAGCUUUAUAGUUUGGAGAUAUCUCUUAAAAUGAUGGAUCCUGGUUCACCUAGCAGCCCUGACCAUCAACACAAUGAUAAAGGGAACCAUCAGAACCAUCAUCCAGAGAAGGGAGCUGAAGAAGAAUUUCAUCAUCAAGAAUCAGAGCCUUCCUUCCAUGGGCUAGACACCGGAAUGAGCUUUGUAAGAACUAUUGAGAAGAGAAUUAAGAACUUUAUGCAUAGAAUUGAAGAUGAUUACGAACAUCUCCAGGAAGAGCUUGUGGAGAAGAAUGCUGAACAUGAACAUCUAGCGAGGGAGGUUCAAAGCCUGGACCUGACUCUACUUGAAUUACAAAGAGAAAAAUUAAGGAUGAGUAGAGAGUUGGCCCAGUUAAAGUGCAACAAGCUCAGACCCGCUUUAAUGCAAGUCCCUGUAGACAGACCUGGUUGUCUGGGGAUAGAGCUGGGUACGUGGGCUGAGAUGGAGAACACGUUAAAGAAGGAAGACAUGAAUGUUUUGUUUACUCAGAGAUUUAUCUUUACUCAGAAAUCUAGGAUUUUAACUCAGCUGGAGGAAUUCAAGAAAGAGACUGCUGCCAGUGAUGAAAGAUCGGAAUUUGGACUUGAUGCGCUCAAUGUUCGGGCAACAAAAAUAGAACUAAACAAGAAGCUUGAACACUUUUACAGUACUCGUGUUGAGAACCUGAAACGUAUAACCAAGAACCAGGAGACUGACAUUAAGCAGGAGGAUCAAACUAGAGCUAAAUCUAAACCAGAAAAUCCUGAUGCUGGGGAUUCAGGUCUUGAUAGUUUGGCAUCCAUUCAUCCUGAAGAGGAAUUGGAAGAAGGAGUGUCAGAACAAACUUCAGAAUCAAGUACAAGAAGAGAGGGUUCUGGAGAAAACGCAGGAUCAGGAUUGGUAGUUUCAUACGAGGAUACUUUUGUAAAUCUAAAAUUGAAAAUGGUGGACGAGUGCAAGCAACUUGAAUAUGAACUCAUGGAAAUCAAUGAUGAGGAGGAAAUAUUGGAGACCUUAACGAAGGAGCGGCAGGUUAUUCUGGAAAAGCUACGGGUUCAAGUUAAUGUAAUGAGGAACAAACAGAAAGCCAAGAAGAUUCGUCUCCAGAAACAUUUGGAUAACAUCAAAAGCAAGAUCACUAACUAAAUUACCAAAAAAAAAAACUAUUGAGGAAUUGAGGAGUAUCAUUAUUAAUUAUAAACGCGGGUUUGAGGACUUAAGUUAAAUUUCUAGUGUUAACUUGAAAAAAAUUGAUAUUCGAAGUUAAAACUUAAUUUAUGUUAAUAGACUCUCUAAAUAUUAUCAUCCAAGAAUUGGAAACAACACAAAAGUGUCAACAACUUAACAUGUUCAAGAAAAACAUCAAAAUGUCGUCUUUGGGUUCUCAAGGAAAAAUCUCGCAACCUUUCUCCUUAUUAAACUAGAGCCUGGGAGGUGGAUUGGAGAGCAGUGUACAAACAGCUUGUUAAAUCAAAAACGAUUAAAAGUGCAUUUUCUCUUUUUUUCAUAUGUUAAAAUUGAUUUUGAUACCAUGUUAUAGAGAAAAUAGAGUCUAUGGGCACCACAAUUUAUUUUUUUGAACGGUUUGUGUAAUUAUCAGUUUUAUACAUGCAAUUUGUUUAAUUUUCUUAUUAAAGUUCACGAUUUUUUAAGGAAAUGUGAUGUAAUUUUUUAGUCAAAUCAAAAUCAUGGAUAAUCCUAAUAUAACGUUUUUUUCCAGUUUUGAACGACAACUAAACUGUACGUUUGGAUUUUUAAAAAAUUGUUAUUUUUGUUUCAGA
Messenger RNA from Eurytemora carolleeae, 1844 nucleotides. RefSeq lists its product as uncharacterized. The record is from RefSeq and is a predicted model, not a curated record. NCBI's taxonomy places the organism in Eukaryota, Metazoa, Arthropoda, Copepoda, Calanoida, Temoridae. The coding region runs from base 94 to 1209 and encodes 371 amino acids. The transcript is spliced from 7 exons.